Molecule: messenger RNA, 8016 nt
Organism: Balaenoptera ricei (Rice's whale)
Lineage: Eukaryota; Metazoa; Chordata; Mammalia; Artiodactyla; Balaenopteridae
Gene: SPATA13
Product: spermatogenesis associated 13
Exons: 13
Coding region: 225-4013 (1262 amino acids)
Molecular function (GO): protein binding; guanyl-nucleotide exchange factor activity
Source: RefSeq, a predicted model, not a curated record
GUCUGAACUCCGGCCGGGAAGGUAGCAACCGGACGGGUUCACCGUCUCCGGCCCGAGGGGCCCGAAGGUCCCGCCCUUUGCCCUGCAAAUGAGGGGGGCGCAGGGGCCCUCGCGGCGGCGCCCGCCGGGGCCGAGUUCCCCGCCUGCUUCCCCGUGACUUCCUGCCCACCGGAGCUCGGCGCGAGGUGGGCAGUCCCUCAGGAGAGCCCCGCUAACGUGCAGGAAUGCUGAGAAAGGCGGUGACCACGACCGCGGAGCCCGAUGUGCACGGCAGGCGGGAAGGCCAGGCCGGCGGCCUUGGGGAGGAAGGCGUGCGCGCGGAGCCGGGGGACACGGAGGCGCGCGUGGGUCUGAACCGCGCUGCCCUGUGCCCGUGGGCUCCCGGCCCCCAGACCAUGACCACGGCCCAGAACGGCCACGGGCGCGGAGCUGCGGUCCCCGGUCCCAUCUCUGAUCCCAAAGACCCCGGCAUGGUGACCUACCCGGCGUGUCGCCACGGCGGCUGCGGCGGCGCGGGCGCCCGGGAGGCGCGGCUCAGCCCGGCCCGCCUCCUGCGCCUCUUCUCCGCCGGCGCGAACAGGACGCGCGCCGACCCCGAGCGGCCCCGGCCCGCCGGCCUCGUGGGCAGCUCCUCCACGUGGAACGCCCUGGCCUCCUUCCGGAAAAUGGGGUCUUUCAAAAAACUGAAGACCUCGGUCCUCCAGGGAAUUCAGAACCGGGAGGGAUGGGACGCCGCCAAAGAGGGGGCCGAGGAACGCGACCUAGGCAAGGCGGUCCCCAACGGCGCGGCGGCCGGAGCCCUCGCGGGCCGGUGCUCCCCGGGACCCGGCUUCGCGUCCGACGGCUCGGACCCCGAGGAGCCCGACGACGGCUUCGCGCGCGGCGCCCUCCGGUCCCGCAGCAUCCGCCGCGCCUACGGCCUGGGGCGCAUUCGCCUCCUGGACCCGGAGCCGCCCGCCCCGGAGCCCGCGGCGCGCGAGGCCCCGGCGCGGGAGCCCGAGAGGAACGGCGUCUGCAGGCGGAGCAAGAGUACGGACAGCCUGACCUUCCUCAAGAAGAGCUCCUUCCGGCGGAAGUCGGCCUCGCACCUGGCCGAGCUGCGGCGCGCGCCCGAGAGCCGGGGCCCGCGGAGGACGCUGAGCGGCUCGUCCGCCGACUCCGACAGCUCCGGCGGGGCCCCCGCGGGGCCCAGGCGCUGCAGGAGCCCGCUGCGGGCCCCGGACCUGGCCCGGGUGCUGCGGCUCGUGGGCGGUGGCGCGGCCGGCCGGCCGGGGGACCCCGGGGGCGCCCCGCCCGGGCCGCGGCCGCACAGCCGGCUGCACGACGACUACUCCCGCCGCGCGGUCGCCGGCCCCGAGCGCGGGCGGAGGGGCGCGCAGCCCCCGGACCCCGGCCUGGCGGGUGCUGGGGGCUCGGCCGGGGACGCGGCUGCCGGAGGUGCCGCUCCUCGCGCCCCCGGCUCUUCCUCCGGGCCCCCGGCCCGGGAGGUGUCGGACAGAGGCUCCAAGGAACCGGGCCCUGGCGACCGGUCUCCCCUGGAGCCCGAGCCUCCUCUCGGCCCUGCGAGGCCCACCACGCCCAAGCCCCCCAGCCCUCGGAGCCCCGACGCAGCCCCUGCCAAGUGUCCCAACAGUGUCAGCGCGCUGUCCCUGAGUUCAGUGGACAGCGAGGAAAGGGCAGAGGGGCCCGUCCAGAGGGAGCAAGGUCCCGGGUCCUUCCAGGAUGCGCUGCAAACCGCCUGUGACCUGGGCAGUGAGAACAGCGGCGCCGGCAGCCACCCGCAGCAGAGCCUCGGAGGGGCGAACUGUCCAGAAGAAAAGACGGACGAGGUUGUGACCGAGGGGUCCUGGAGGCGGACCUCCGCACCAGAGGAAGAGAGGCCGGAGGCUCAGAGGGUCCCCAGGAGGAGGUGUGCACCCGGGAGGAGGCCGAGGCCCCGACCACUCUCUGACUACGGCCAGCCGGUCAGCCUAAGUCUGUCCAUCCCUGAAGACUCGAUCGCCGUAGACCCCCAGAAAGAGGACACUGAGGACGGUGACCACCAGCCCAGCGGGGCCCCCAUCGACCCUGCAGACCAGACCCCUGCUGGGGGCUGCCCCCGGGGGGCGCCGAGAAGACGCCCCAUCUCCGUGAUCGGCGGGGUCGGCUUCUAUGCGAGCAGCCAGGCGGAGGAGGGGGAGGCCAUUCUGCCCCAACCGGCUGCCCGGCCGCCCGUGCCCGCGCACCAGGUGCCGCCCUACCGCGCGGUGUCGGCCCGGCUGCGGCCGUGCGCCUUCUCCCAGAGCACCCCCAUCGGGCUGGACCGCGUGGGACGCCGGCGGCUCAUGAGAGCAUCCAACAUUUCUUCUGAUGGCGGUGCGGAGCCGUCUGCCCUAGCGGAUGACAAUGGCAGCGAGGAGGACUACAGCUAUGAAGACCUCUGUCGGGCCAGCCCCCGGUACCUGCAGCCGGGCGGGGAGCAGCUGGCCAUCAACGAGCUGAUCAGCGAUGGCAGCGUGGUCUGCGCCGAGGCCCUGUGGGACCACGUGACCAUGGACGAGCAGGAGCUGGGUUUCAAGGCCGGGGACGUCAUCCAGGUCCUGGAAGCCUCCCACAAGGACUGGUGGUGGGGCCGCAGCGCGGACAGGGAGGCCUGGUUCCCCGCCAGCUUCGUCCGACUGCGGGUCAAUCAGGAGGAGCUGUCGGAGGGCGCCAGCGGCAGCCCGGGCAAGGAGCCGGUGGAGGACGCGGGCCGGGGCCGCCACAAGCACCCUGAGAGCAAGCGGCAGAUGCGGACCAACGUCAUCCAGGAGAUCAUGGACACCGAGCGGGUGUACAUCAAGCACCUCCGGGACAUCUGCGAGGGCUACAUUCGACAGUGCCGCAAGCACACGGCGAUGUUCACGGUCGCACAGCUCGCCACCAUUUUUGGAAACAUUGAAGAUAUUUACAAAUUCCAAAGAAAGUUCCUGAAAGACCUUGAGAAACAGUACAAUAAAGAGGAGCCUCACCUGAGUGAAAUAGGGUCCUGCUUUCUUCAACACCAAGAGGGCUUCGCCAUCUACUCCGAGUACUGCAACAACCACCCGGGCGCCUGCGCCGAGCUGGCGGGCCUGAUGAAGCAGGGCCGCUACCGACACUUCUUCGAGGCCUGCCGCCUGCUGCAGCAGAUGAUCGACAUCGCCAUUGACGGCUUCCUGCUGACGCCCGUGCAGAAGAUCUGCAAGUACCCGCUGCAGCUGGCCGAGCUGCUCAAGUACACCACUCAGGAGCACAGCGAUUACAGCAACAUAAAGGCAGCGUACGAGGCCAUGAAGAACGUCGCCUGUCUGAUCAAUGAGCGAAAACGCAAGCUGGAAAGCAUAGACAAGAUAGCACGGUGGCAGGUGUCCAUCGUGGGCUGGGAGGGCCAGGACAUCCUCGAGCGCAGCUCAGAGCUGAUCCACUCCGGGGAGCUGACCAGGGUCACCCGGCAGGGCAAGAGCCAGCAGCGGACGUUCUUCCUGUUUGACCACCAGCUGGUGGCCUGCAAGAAGGACCUGCUGCGGAGGGACGUGCUCUACUACCGCGGCCGCACGGACAUGGACGCCGUGGAACUCGUGGACCUGGAGGAGGGCCGCGACGGUGCCCGCACCGUCGGCGUCAGAAACGCCUUCAAGCUGGUCAGCAGGACGGGUGACGAGGCGCACCUGUUCUGUGCCAAGAAGCCUGAGGACAAGGCGCGGUGGCUGCAGGCCUGCAGGGACGAGCGCAGGCGGGUGCAGGAGGACCGGGCGAUGGGAAUGGAAAUUUCAGAAAAUCAGAAGAAACUCGCCAUGUUAAAUGCUCAAAAGGCAGGACACGGAAAGUCAAAAGGCUACGGCGGAGGAUGCCCUUCGGCCCCCCCGCUCCAGAGCCUGCGGCCGGUCCACCAGCGCCACGUCACCGUGCCCGCCAGCCUGCCGCAGCAGCAGGUGUUCGCGCUGGCGGAGCCCAAGAGGAAGCCGUCGCUGUUCUGGCACACCUUCAACAAGCUCACCCCCUUCAGGAAGUGACGCGGGGGGCCGGGGAGGGGGGCGCCGUGCCCCUCCUGGGCCCCAUCCAAGGAGUCUACUCCGCACGGGGCAUGGGGAUCUGGUGCUGAAAACCUCCCCUGGGGACGCGGUGAGGAGACCUGGCCUCGCCGGCGGUCGCAGAGGCCCAGCUGCCUUCUCGGGAGGGAGGGGGGCAUGACGCACAGCUCCAGUGUCACCUGGGCCGCUCCCCGCCGCCGUGAGCCUACCGAGGCGGCCGCCGCCGGGGAACCGGGGUGGGCUCUGGAGAUGCUGGGCGGGGAGCCGGGAGCGUGGCCGAGGACGAGCUGCGGUCCAGGCCCCGGGCGGGGCUCCCCGAGGAGGAGGGGCAGGGCCACUUUGCCUUCGGUCUUGAAGGGGAGGGGAGCGCCGGGGUCAGGGGGUGGCGGGCGGUGACCGCAGCCCCGUCGGGGCCCUGGGGUCCCCUGGCGUCUUCCGCAUUCACGCAGUCGCCAGAUGGUGGGCGGGCCUCUCCCGCAGGCUCGUGCGCACGUGGUCCGGGGCCCGCGGUGCACAGAGACCCACGCGCUCCCAAGACGCCGUUGCUUUCGCGGGGCAGGGAGCCUGCUGUUGGCUUUGUACGCUUGUCCCCGCCCGCGUGCCACUCCGCGAGCAGAAACCUGAGAAACUUCACGCACGUGCACUCCCAGUAGGAAAACCCAUUUCCUGUAGUUUGAUGACGAAGUGAACGUGCAGACCUCCCAGCUGAAACGUGUCCUUAAAAGAGCGUCCGCGUGCCUGUUCCUCCCUCUGCCUCCGUCCUCGCCGGUCAAGUGACAGUGACACGUACCUUCUUCCACUGAAAACCAGAGGCUCAAGGGUCCUGCUUCCUCCAUGUUUGAAGCCGACUUUGUCCCACACCCCCGAGCAGUAGUGUCCGCCGUGCCAUGAUUAGCAUGUCGACAGGUUUCUGAAGAUCGGUUCCGUAUGGAAGAGACCUCACGAAAUAGACCCAGACUCAGAGACAGCAGCCUUCUCUAGCGAAGGCCAUGCGGCAGACGCCGGUCAGCGGCAACCUCCUUGCCUUUUCUAGAUGGUAAAUUCUGAUGAAAACGGCUUUUAAACGUGCCGGGAGGAAACAGGCUCUGCCAGAGCGACACCUUUCCAUUGACCUCAUGCACCGGGCGGGGGUCCUGUUACAUGUCUUGUGGCUUUCUACUCGGGAAUCUCUUUUUGGUGUUGAAACCUCGAAAGUUAUCUUUUCUACCCAGUUCCUGCUUGAGAAUAAACACACCUGUACGGUCCUAACAGAGGGGACACCUGAGACUCCAGGUGUGCCCCCCUCCUCCUCACACCCAGAGCUGUUCCCGGGGGGCGGGGGGGACCCAGGCGGUUCUGCCUCUGGGGACCUCGGGGCGCAGGUCCCAGCACGGAAGCCGCUUCUGUGAGGAAGCUUCUCGGGAGGUGCCGUGGGUCCGCGUGCUCGUGUGUGUGUGUGUGUGUGUGUGUGUGUGUGUGUGUUUCCUUUCCGAAUAGGCUUCUCAGUUUUCGUUGCAUUUAUAUAACUGACCUUUUUACUAACAAGAUAUAAUGAUAAAUUUUGAAGACUAUGCUUAAUAUGCUUUUCGUGGGCCGCCUCAGCAAACAUUGUCGGGCCUCUGUGCUAAACAGAGUUGUUUGUAUAUAUGGCAGUUGUGAACAGUUGGGUUGCUUUUUUUUUUUUUUUUUUUUAAUAGAAUUACUUUGAGGAAGUAAAGAGAAUCAGUUGCUCAUGUUAUAUUUCCAGUGAGGACUCACCCCCAGUGCAGAAGCACCCAGAGGGCCCCUGUCUCCCCCCAUCUCCCCAUCUCCCCCCAUCUCCCCCGUCUCCCCCAUCUCCCCCAUCUCCCCCCUUCUACCCCGUCUCCCCCCGUCUCCCCAUCUCCCCAUCUCCCCCCAUCUACCCCAUCUCCCCCCGUCUCCCCCCGUCUCCCCAUCUCCCCCGUCUCCCCAUCUCCCCCAUCUCCCCCAUCUCCCCCAUCUCCCCAUCUCCCCCCAUCUCCCCCAUCUCCCCAUUUCCCCCCAUCUCCCCCCAUCUCCCCAUCUCCCCAUCUCCCCAUCUCCCUCCAUCUCCCUCCAUCUCCCCCGUUGUCCGGAGCACAGGGACAAAGGGCUGGACGUGCUGUCGGCAGCCCUGGUCUGUCUCUCGGCCGAGCCCUGACUCCUGGCUCCCCUCCUCCCCUCAAGCUUCCCAACAGAGGGACAGGAAGCACGGACACCAGGGCACGUGGUGACAGUCCCUUGGUCAGAUGUCCAUCCUAGGUGGCUCCUGCUUGGAUUUCCAGGUGAUUUGAAAACUGCUAAAGUGCGUUUAAAAGGAUAGAACGUCCUUUGUCCUCUUUAAAUUUGUGUGUCUAGCUUGGGUUUAUUAGCAAAUGCCUGCGUUCUCUACAGAAUAGAUGGCUCUGUGUUCUGUUUUUACAUUUGCCGAACUUCCUUCUUGAUUUCUCACAUGUUCCACUUGGAGAGAAAAAGAGAAAAAACGAAAAGCCCCCUGUACAGGUUGUGUAUGAAUUUCACUGGGAAUCUCGCUUUCUCUGUCUGUCUUUUUCUCUUUUUAACACUACACUGCGUGAUAUCGGUGGACCGCCCCCCUGCCCCCCCCCCAAAAAAAGAUGGCAUAACAUUUUGAUGAAUUUCACUUACUCUAUCAUGUUUCAGAGUUUGCCAACUCUGUUGAAAGACCUUUGAAAUGGCCUCAGGUCCAAAGCAGCCUUCUCGGUUUUUGAUGAUGCCUAACAUGUAUAACAACCUUGCAGUAGAUUGUAAGCAAUCGUACAACAGAAUACCUGUGAAGUCCUGGAGAAAUGGCAUUCUUUGUCUUUGGCCUGCAAACUGGAAGAAGAGUGGCAGGGAUUUGCCAGGGCUUUCUUGGGACACCUUCUGUGUCUCUUGCUCUCGGUACAUCUGAUCUCUUCCCACCCCCCUGCCGUAGACCUGAUUUUGUAGCUGAAAACAUUUCACCCCCAUCUCCACGUUCCUUCUGAAUAUCGUCGUGCCUUUUUAUUCAUAAUACAAAGACUGAGCUCCAUGCCUGUUCAGAAAAUCCCCUCAAUCCUACAUUGCUGUUGUCUAGGCACAGAGCAAAAGUGCAUUUAAUUCAAAACCUGUUUCACAAUAGAAAUCUUUUGUAAAAGCCAUGCGCCAGCAUUUUAUCGGUUGGGAAUCUCUACAGGCCCCGACCGCUGAUUCUCCUCAGUGCAGAUCAACUUAGUUACCAAGCCAGAAUAGAAAAAACCCGGCCACCUGAGUUAGGGAAGAAAUCGCGGUGUAAUAUUUUGUUGAGGAGAGGAGAAACAGACAUGUCCCUCACAGUUCAGUGCCAACGAGAGUGGAUAAAUGUGGCUCACAGGCCAGGGAUGCCGGACACACAUCGAGAAGGCCAAACUGCCCCAAAGCAGUUGUCCCCGUAACAAGCUUGGCCCGCAAGUUGUUCUCCCUGUUAAAAUUUCACCUGGCUGACGCUGCUCUUCUCAGGAUGGGUGCAACGAAGGUGGAGUCCAAAGGAUUCUGAAAAUAAUAAGUAGAAACUGUGUGAUCUUGGAAAAAAACCAAACCCAGGAGCAUAAAUAUCGGAUGCAAAUUUAGUAACCACAAACUUAACAUUACUGUCUUUAGUUGUUUAUUAGGUAUCUGACACUUGAAUUUAGAAAAUACUGUAACUGAUUCUGCAAUUUAACAGUUGGUCUCUUUUUGUAAAUAUUAGCAUCCACGGUGUUUGACUUACCUACUUCACAAGGCUUUUGGUGACCUGUUCCUUCAAUUCUAACUCACCAGCAUCAAGGUGAUGUUAUCUGUAUAGGUCAAGUGACAGCUUCCAGACGAAGUGGCGGCUGUUGACAGCUGAAUUGUGUUGUACAAGAUCGCUGUAACUUGAUAUGUAUUUUCUCUGAAGUUUUUGUAAAAAAAAAAAAAAUAUUUACAAUGUUAUUUGAAUGAUUUCUUGUAAAUGCUGUGAAUCUAUAUUUGUUGUUUUGUAUCUGUAUAUUAAAGUUAAUUUGCCAAA